Messenger RNA from Amoebophrya sp. A120, 237 nucleotides. The record is from the annotation of a GenBank genome assembly. Lineage: Eukaryota; Dinophyceae; Syndiniales; Amoebophryaceae.
AUGACGAGUCGGAGUGGAAACAACUCCAAGCGGGACCACCGCCCUGUCGCCGGUCAUUUCGCGGCCGAGGGUGAGGCGGUGGAGCAAGAGCUGCUCUCCAGCAUUUUGGAAGAGGAAAUUACGGCCACUUUGAGCGGCGCAAGUGCAAUUGAUCCGGAUAAUGUUGACAGACCAAUCUUCGCUCCUCCGGUGGAUCCCCGACGAUCCUACUCGGCUGAUGACCCAGAGGCUCUCGCG